Molecule: messenger RNA, 7687 nt
Organism: Mesocricetus auratus (golden hamster)
Lineage: Eukaryota; Metazoa; Chordata; Mammalia; Rodentia; Cricetidae
Gene: Kcnq5
Product: potassium voltage-gated channel subfamily Q member 5
Exons: 14
Coding region: 1096-3900 (934 amino acids)
Biological process (GO): transmembrane transport; potassium ion transport
Cellular component (GO): membrane
Molecular function (GO): voltage-gated potassium channel activity
Source: RefSeq, a predicted model, not a curated record
CCAUCUGUCAGAGGUGGUAGGGGAUCCAGUCAGCGGCUCCCCUUAACAUGCCUCUAAUCUUGUAAGUUACAACAUCCUAGCUGAGAGGUAGGUCCUGGGCUCCCCACCCUCCAGGAUCCCUGAACCACUCACUGGGGACGCCAGCGCCGCUGUGGAUACCUAAGCAGUUUUAUGACUUUCUCCCACUUAAAUGGAAAUUUCUUGAAGGAGAGAUGUGGGCUCAUUUUCCCAGACUUCUCUGUCAGGGGGAGACCCAUGGCAGCUCCCUCAUCGCAAAGGAGCCACUUUGGAGUUUUACUCCCUCCCCACACCCCAUCCCUGGGGAUGGGAAGGAUGUUCUGUGACUCUCGGGCAUGCUGUCUGAGGCUAGGAUGGAAAGUCACAGCCUGCAGGCUGGAUUGAGUCGCGGGAAGCCGCUGGCGGUCUCCGGGUGUGUCCAUUGAACUGCGGAGGAUUGGUCCUCAGCGCGGGAACCCAAGCGUCGAAGCAUCGCCCCGAGGCUAGCCAGCACCUGGAGGGCAGGACCGAGCCGCUCCUGCCCACACUCAUUGCAGGAGGAUGGCAGGACCAGGAGCGGUAUAGAAGGGAGAAACCCGGAGACCCGAUCGGAUCGUCCAGUUUGUUCAUAGGGCACCAGGCGGACUUGACUCUCCGGACAGCUAGCUCCAAGCCUCAGGAAGAACAGACCGAAACUCAGGCCCGUGUUCUGCAGGGGGCAGACUGAGCUGACCCCGACUGGGUGUGCACUGGUGGAAGCGUGCUUUGGGGCAUCCUGCACACCCCUAGCCCGGCCCGUGGACACUCUGGAGAGGAGGGAGUGGCAGCCGCGGGACUAAGGCAGAGCGAGGGUCACCUCUCAAAGUGACGCCCCCAACAGGUCCGGAUUUGGAAUCGGCAGAGGCAGAAAUCCCGACCUCCCCGGCCUGCCUCGCACACCCCACCGCCCCCGCCCGGAGCCCCGGCACUGAGCUCGUCAGCCCCCCGGGGGACGCCCCGUCGGCUGCGGGCUUCCUCUUGCAGACCUGCCCGCGCACAUGAGACCGUUGCCCCCGCCGCAGGCGCCGGCGCCCCCCUCGCGGUGCCGGUGGUGAUGCCAUGCCCCGCCACCACGCGGGAGGAGAGGAGGGCGGUGCCGCCGGGCUCUGGGUGAGGAGCGGCGCGGCGGCGGCGGCGGUGGCGGCGGGUGGGGGGCGCCCGGGCAGCGGCAUGAAGGAUGUGGAGUCCGGCCGCGGCAGGGUGCUGCUGAACUCGGCGGCCGCCAGGGGCGACGGCCUGCUGCUGCUCGGCACCCGCGCGGCGGCGCUCACUGGAGGUGGCGGCGGCCUGAGAGAGAGCCGCCGGGGCAAGCAGGGGGCCCGGAUGAGCCUGCUGGGGAAGCCGCUCUCCUACACCAGCAGCCAGAGCUGUCGGCGCAACGUCAAGUACCGGCGGGUGCAGAACUAUCUGUACAACGUGCUGGAGAGACCCCGCGGCUGGGCGUUCGUCUACCACGCGUUUGUCUUUCUCCUUGUAUUUGGUUGUUUGAUUUUGUCAGUGUUUUCUACUAUCCCUGAGCACACAAAAUUGGCUUCAAGUUGCCUCUUAAUUCUGGAGUUCGUGAUGAUCGUUGUCUUUGGCUUGGAGUUCAUCAUUAGAAUCUGGUCUGCAGGUUGCUGUUGUCGUUAUAGAGGAUGGCAAGGAAGACUGAGGUUCGCGAGAAAGCCUUUCUGUGUUAUAGAUACCAUUGUUCUUAUUGCUUCAAUAGCAGUUGUUUCUGCAAAAACUCAGGGUAAUAUUUUCGCCACGUCCGCACUCAGAAGUCUCCGGUUCCUGCAGAUCCUGCGUAUGGUGCGCAUGGACAGGAGGGGAGGCACCUGGAAGUUGCUGGGCUCGGUGGUUUACGCUCACAGCAAGGAAUUGAUCACAGCUUGGUACAUAGGAUUUCUGGUUCUUAUUUUUUCCUCUUUCCUUGUCUAUCUGGUGGAAAAGGAUGCCAAUAAAGAGUUUUCUACAUACGCAGAUGCUCUCUGGUGGGGCACAAUUACACUGACAACCAUUGGCUAUGGAGACAAAACGCCCCUAACUUGGCUGGGAAGAUUGCUCUCUGCAGGCUUCGCACUCCUUGGCAUUUCUUUCUUUGCACUUCCUGCUGGCAUUCUUGGCUCAGGUUUCGCACUAAAAGUACAGGAACAGCACCGCCAGAAACAUUUUGAGAAAAGAAGGAAUCCAGCUGCCAACCUCAUCCAGUGUGUUUGGCGUAGCUACGCAGCUGAUGAGAAGUCUGUUUCCAUUGCAACCUGGAAGCCACAUCUGAAGGCCUUACACACCUGCAGCCCUACAAAGAAAGAACAAGGGGAGGCGUCAAGCAGUCAGAAGCUGAGUUUUAAGGAGAGAGUACGCAUGGCUAGCCCGAGGGGCCAGAGCAUCAAGAGCAGACAAGCAUCAGUAGGUGACAGGAGGUCCCCGAGCACUGACAUCACUGCUGAGGGCAGCCCCACCAAAGUGCAGAAGAGUUGGAGCUUCAACGACCGAACCCGCUUUAGGCCCUCACUACGCCUCAAGAGUUCGCAGCCAAAGCCAGUGAUAGACGCUGACACAGCCCUUGGCACUGACGAUGUAUAUGACGAGAAAGGAUGCCAGUGUGACGUGUCUGUGGAGGACCUCACCCCACCACUUAAAACUGUCAUUCGAGCUAUCAGAAUUAUGAAAUUUCACGUGGCAAAACGGAAGUUUAAGGAAACACUGCGCCCGUAUGAUGUGAAAGAUGUCAUUGAACAAUAUUCUGCUGGUCAUCUGGACAUGCUGUGUAGAAUUAAAAGCCUUCAAACACGUGUUGAUCAAAUCCUUGGAAAGGGGCAAAUCACGUCAGAUAAAAAGAGCCGAGAGAAAAUAACAGCAGAACAUGAGACGACGGAUGACGUCAGCAUGCUCGGCCGGGUUGUCAAGGUUGAAAAGCAGGUCCAGUCCAUCGAAUCCAAGCUGGACUGUCUGCUGGACAUCUACCAACAGGUCCUUCGCAAAGGCUCCGCCUCGGCGCUCACUUUGGCGUCAUUCCAGAUCCCGCCUUUCGAAUAUGAACAGACAUCUGACUAUCAAAGCCCUGUGGACAGCAAAGACCUGUCCAGUUCUGCACAGAACAGCGGCUGCCUAACAAGGUCAGCCAGCGCCAACAUCUCAAGAGGCCUGCAGUUCAUUUUAACGCCAAAUGAGUUCAGUGCUCAGACUUUCUACGCGCUUAGCCCGACUAUGCACAGCCAAGCAACACAGGUGCCAAUGAGUCAAAACGAUGGCUCCUCCAUGGCGGCCACCAAUAACCUUGCAAACCAAAUAAGCGCAGCACCCAAGCCAGCAGCCCCAACAACUUUACAGAUCCCACCCCCUCUCCCAGCCAUCAAACACCUAUCCAGACCAGAGACUCUGCACCCAAACCCCACGGGCUUACAAGAAAGUACUUCUGACGUCACCACCUGCCUUGUUGCCUCCAAGGAAAACGUUCAGUUUGCACAGUCAAACCUGACCAAGGAUCGGUCCCUGAGGAAAAGUUUUGACAUGGGAGGAGAAACUCUGUUGUCCGUCCGCCCCAUGGUACCCAAGGAUCUGGGCAAAUCUUUGUCUGUUCAAAACCUGAUCAGGUCGACAGAGGAACUGAACCUGCAGUUUUCAGGCAGUGAGUCGAGUGGGUCCAGAGGCAGCCAAGAUUUCUACCCCAAGUGGAGAGAAUCCAAAUUGUUUAUAACUGAUGAAGAACUGGGUGCCGAGGAGGCAGAAACAGAUACUUUUGAUGUCACCCCACAGCCCGUAGGGGAAGCUGUUUUUACAUCGGACUCUCUAAGGACUGGAAGGUCGCGGUCAUCUCAGAACAUUUGUAAGACAGGAGACAGUACAGAAGCCCUCAGUUUGCCUCAUGUCAAACUGAACUAAGUUCUUUGUUUUCUUUCUAGGUAUAGCUGUUCUUUUAGCCAUACAUAUCACUGCAUGAACUAUUCUGAAAGCCCUUCUAAAAAGUCGAAAUCGCAAGAAUCGGGAAGAACAUGAACGGCAACUUAUAAGCCCGUUAUCUUUUAAUUGCAUGAAAAUGCAUGUUUAGGGAUGGCAGAAAUUCCAAGGUGCAUCGACAUUAACCCAUGCAUUUAGUAAUGUACCUUGAGUCUAAAAUCCCAAGCAAACAGUUGCUGCUGAUGCUAUGGGGUGUGCGAAGAUGUUGGGAGUAGUUCAAUUGCAAGAGUUGAUGCUGUAUUUUGAAACUGUGAGAGUAAACGCCUUCAAAAUUUCAGGCAUUUCUGCUUUUAUGACUAGAUACAAAGUACAUUUUCAAAAUUAGACCAUAAGGUAUGUUUAGACGCAAUGGCUAGCAACAGCUGCUAAUAACACAAGUAAAGCAGAAUUUGGGAUAUAACAGAAAUGGCUGCUUAUUUCAAGAUAUCUUUGCCAACCCAAUCCUUCUCAGUCAUGUUAUUAAUGUAAUUUGAAUGUCAAUCUGUGUGCUUUCAGUGACUUAGCGCUGUGGCAAGCAACUUUGCACAUCAUUGUCAUGUUGUCCUUUAUGCUGAGAAUGUUUUCUAAUUAGAAAAUGGGCAGAUACUGCUAUUCAGGGCCGGUGGGGCAGGAGACUCGAUCCCUUGACAUCAUCAGCUUCAGGAGAAUAGUCUCUGAUGGAGGGGUCAACUCUGUAAAUGGUCAAAAAUCUUUACAAGCAUACGAGCUACUGAUGGGUUUACAGCCUGUGCCGCUGGGCUGGUCUCUCUGUGAGAACACGGUUUGCCCAUCCUGCCCACUCAAAUGGCCACUGUGACCAGCUGUUCCCAUUUAGUGGGCAUGCAGGUAGGGCCCAGGGAAGAAGACUGAGGAAGACUGGAAAAGAUGACACAAGCAUUACCACCAAGUGGGUGACAUUAAAGGAAAUGGCUGCCCUCCCCCAAAGGACAGUGAGGAGAGAAGCCAAAAUGAAAUAACUAGAUUUUUUUUUAGAAAAUAAAUGUCGCUAGGAAGUUCAACUACCUAAACAUCCCUUAUUCUUGUAUAGCAGAGAAUUUUGCAAGCUAUUUAUUUUUAAUAAGCCCUGAAUGUCUUUUUGCUAUUAUGUAGUACAUUUUGCACAUGGAAGACUAAAGCUAAACUUCCUUUACUUUUAUACUAUAGUGAACAUUUUUCUAUUCUUCCCAACAAUAUUAUCCCAAAUGUGAAAUUAUCGGCUCAGUUUCUAGGUCACGAACAUUUAUAAUCACAAACCAGAUAGUAUUGGCUGUGUCUGCAGGUCAAAACCCCUUAGCAAUAUAUUGUGACAGCAAAGAAACAACAUGUAUUUCUCAAAAUGCAAGCAAUAUCGGCUGCUUAUUAGAAUUCAGCCAAGCACCUGUAAUCACAGCACUGGCAGACUGAGACCGGCGAUAGUGAGUUCAAAGCUACCCUGGAUUAUACAGCAAGAGAGUGACUCAGAAACAGAGAGAACUAAAUAUCUUGGACCAUCAGGUAUUGACCAGUAACAUUCAAAUAGGCUUAGAGCGACUAGCAUGUGUGCAUACCUGGAAUCCCACUAUUUGAGAGGUUGAGGCAGGAGGUUCAGGAAUUCAAAGCCAGCCUUGGCUGUGUGAAGCCUAGUCUCAAAAAAGAAAAAUCAAAAAAAUAAAAAAUAAAAAGGAGGGAAGGAAGGAAAGAAAUAAAGAUCUGAGAGAAGUUGGUAGACAAGAAUGACUGAAGAAUUCGUGGAGGAAGACAUUUUUUCUUAACCAUUAGUACUGGCCAGGGAGUAGGGGGCGGCGCUUUUUUCAGCAUCCAGGCCAAAUGAGCAGGAUCUAGGGAUAUCAGGAGAUUGCUCAAAGGAAGAAGAACUCCAAAUCCACCAGCCCCUCCCAAGCCUUUCCCCCAGCAGAAAGCUCUUGUCAAUGAGUUGCCCUUACUUCUCUUUCCCUUAACUAUUUGGUGAUUCCUCACCACAAUUUCCUUUAGAACCUCACCAGGCCCCAGCCAGCUGUCACCCUCAAACGAACCAAGUCUCUCUUCCUCAAAUGCGCUUCCCAGCCUCACUUCUGGCAAACGGUGAGAUGUUUAAAAGUCUUCCUUAUUUUCACCCCUCUAGGAUGCAUGCAGGGUGUGGUGGUCCACACCUGUAACCCCAGGGCUUGAGAAGCAGAGGCAGGUAGAGCUUUGUAAAUUCAAGGCCAGCUUAUCUAUAAAGUAUGUUCCAGGCCAGGCAGGGCUACACAGAGAGACUCUAUUGAAAGAAAGGAAGGAAGAAAGGAAGGAAGGAAGAAAGAAAGAAGAAAAGAAAAAAAACUUGCUUGGAAUCUGAUGCAGUCUCCUGGAGAAUAGCAUUCAGGAUCCUUUGGCGGAAGAAAACACUUACAAAAUCUGAGUUUUACACUCUAUUGAAAAAUGUCAGGUCUUUAAAGCUGUUCUUUUCAUUUUCCAAACAGAAUGCUAGUCAAUUACUAAUGUGAUUUUUUUCAUUUACCCGUGUCUCCAACUAACCUGAAGUACCCAUAUGUGUACAAAAAAAUACAUCCCUCCAUUGGGCAAGAGCCAGAAAUACCUGCCUGGCACUCAACAAGGUUUCCUGCAAGCAAUGGCUGAGGAAGAGGCAGGAGUUGACAGCUUCCAGACAGCACUGAUACUGUCUCAGGUUGAACCCCACUGGCAGCAAGAAUCAUGAAUGUAUUGGGGACCCCUUCUUAGGCAUCCUCGGGGCUCAAACACAGUAUAGUUCAUCUAACGUAGCUGAAGACUGAAGAAUUAGAGACAAAGCCAAAACACAUCACUGAAGUCUUAAGCAAAAUGUGGAAAACUACAUUGUGAAAAAAAAAAAAAAAACGAUUGUACAUUGAAGCCAUGACCAUUUUGUGUCUAUUUUAUUCUAGCACAAAAACUCUUGGACGUUGCAAGACGGGUUUCUUGGCAUGUAAACUUCAGGGUUAUACCUAUUAUGCCAUUCUCUGGGGAAAUGGAGGAGGGGAUCUCCCAUUUACACUUAGCAGAGGCCUACUGCUCCACCCCAAAGGGUGUCUGGGAGCACAGUUCAGCUGAGCGCACUAGUAGCCUUGUGUUUUCUCAGCUCAAGCCCAUCUGCCUUCUGCAAUUCACAGGGUUGAUCAAGCUAAGAUGUACAGCAGACAUCCCUUGUAGGAGGUUGACUAAAAACUGUUGCCAUGUCUAAUCUAAGUGUUUGCUUUUUGUUCAACCAAAUUCGUAUCUGUGGAUGUCAAGGUCAUUUAAAUUAAGAUGCUUUACUGGGUUUUCUGAUGCUCUGAUGAUUUCUUGUUCUUAGGUGCCUUUCUGACCUCUUGUUGGCACAGUUUUGUCUGGAAGGUUCUUAAUCUGAAAGUCAAACAAGUCUAAUAGAGGAGUCGAGGCACAAACUAACUAGAUAUCAUAACCAUUUCCAGAUUGAAACCAUAAAUGAUGAAACCCAGACAAACAGAUCAUUCAAUCAUAUCAAGGAAAUAUCAUAAAUGCUAAUUCUCCAGAACCUGAUUUUUUUUGCCUUAAAUGACAUGGUUGUGUUUUGUAAGAGAAUUUAAUUUAAUAUAAUUAUGUGCAUUUAAGUGAGUGGUUCUAAAGUCAUGUAGGAAAACAACACAAUUGUCUGUUUCCUGAAAACAACUAAAUCAGAAAUACCAUACCCAUUUCAAGCUAUCAUUAAAAUGUAAUUUCCUUUGCUCUCUUUUACUGAGAUAUUUGUUUUAAACUAAAACAUUAAAAAGAUGUCUAUAAA